Molecule: messenger RNA, 3215 nt
Organism: Chelmon rostratus (copperband butterflyfish)
Lineage: Eukaryota; Metazoa; Chordata; Actinopteri; Chaetodontiformes; Chaetodontidae
Product: RING finger protein 11-like
Exons: 3
Coding region: 505-969 (154 amino acids)
Source: RefSeq, a predicted model, not a curated record
ACAUGUCCUCCGGUUGAAGAAAAAAAGCUAGCAAGGAAGCAAACUGUUAAAUGUUACUCACGAAGUUAAAAGGCGGAAAUGUCGCUACAAUCCAACAGUCAGACCGCUCAGUGUUACAGCCAUAGUUGCCGCUGAAGUAACUAUUAUCUGGAAAUUGUGAUUCCUUCAAAGGAAUGAGCGGUAGUUAUCAAGGAAGUCGCCCAGCUGGCUAGCGAAAAAGUAGCUAGCUAGGCUGCUAGCUGUCGUUAGCAAAGGGAGUUCUUUGUUUUGUUUUUCAGGUGGAAGUCCGUGUAAACAUGAAGAGAAACUAGUGUGGACAUUAGCUUUAACGUUUAUGUAGAAGUUUGAUAAUCAUGUUCAUGGUGUCUUUGGUAGUGGGUAGUUGAACUGCAAAUUAAUGGUUUCUUAGAUAUUAGACAAAAGUAACAUUAGCCACCGAGAGCAACUUUAGCAACAAAGAUCUGAUUUUAACGUCGGGCAGGACAGGACUGGAGACACGAAGAUAUGGGCAACUGUCUCAAGUCUCCGACAUCAGACGACAUCUCUCUGCUUCAUGACUCCCAGUCAGAUAGGGCGAGUUUCGGCGAUGGGACAGAUCCAGACCUGGAGCCACCUCCGCCGUACCAGGAGCAGGCUCACAUGCCCAUGUACCAUCCCACGCCUAGUCAGGCCCGUCUGGCCACCCAGCUGACGGAGGAGGAACAGAUCCGCAUAGCUCAGCGCAUCGGCCUCAUCCAGCACCUCCCUAAGGGUGUUUAUGAUGGAGGGCAAGACGGCUCAGAGAAGAAGAUCAGAGAAUGCGUGAUCUGUAUGCUGGACUUUGUAUACGGGGAUCCCAUCCGGUUCCUGCCGUGUAUGCACAUCUACCACAUGGACUGUAUAGACGACUGGCUGAUGAGAUCCUUCACCUGCCCCUCCUGCAUGGAGCCUGUGGAUGCUGCCCUGCUCUCUACCUAUGAGACCAACUGAUCUUUCACCCUCCAUUUCCCAAGCUUAGAUCAGCACAGCUCCUGCAGCCCCAAACACAAACACACAAACCCACACAUAAACCCAACAACUGCCCUCUUAUAGAGUGAGAGGAGCUGAAACAUGUGUUCUCUGUUUUCUUGCACUAGGAAAAAAAAAUCAAAAUUUACUCACCUAACGUUGGCCUUCUAUACCCCCCACGUCUAAAUAAGCUGGUCUUAAACAUCAGCUACACUACUCAGUAAGAAACUACUUCCAGACGACCCCUCAUGAUUGUGUUGGUGUAUGUUUGUCAUGCUGAAGCAGCGUUCAGUGUUGCUGCUGACGGUGAGCACAGGGGAUGUGUGGGGGUGUGUGCGUGAGCAGUUUGGGCUGUUUGAUGACUGUGUAUUUCCACUUGAGCCGGCCUCAGUGGUCUUUCUCCCUCAGCUGACCCCAGUUCACCUUCAUUCCCAGUUAGUCCUUAAUAUGGAUAAUUAGGUUGACACAUUAUUGACCAAAACGCAGUGAGGUGUUACUAGAAAAUUUAGUUUUCUGUGGCAACAGUAAGCAGAGACUUCCUCAACAUAUUGAUCUCCUAAACAUGCUCUCACAUUAAAAUGGCCCGGCAUUUUGGAGAUAUGGGAAUACACAGCUGAAGUUUACAGAAAUUGCUCUCCAGUUAGUCAGCAUUACAGAAAAAAAUAUGCACACACUUAUCAGAAAUCACCCAAAGUUUAUAAAUACACAGUGGAGAUCAAGGCUAGAUAAUAUUUGGCCAGUCCAAAUGGCCAGACUUUAAAGAAAAUGCUUUGAGCUGGAGGGAAAAUAUGUUGUGUAACGUGAGUGUUUCACUAGGCGGUGUGUAAAGUAGCUGACAGCCAAUAUAAAGGGCUCAUUUGUGCAUGGGCAGGUGGAUCAGUCGGUCAAAAAUUACAAAUGCUUGCACACACUUUUCAUCUGAUCCAGAGAUUUGCACUUUACUUAUAGGACAGUAUCUAAACAAUAUAUUAAUAUAUGUACCUUAUAACCUUGCACUAUCAAUACUUCAUUCCUUUUUUUUUUCCUCCUGAGAUGCAAAAGUUACAUAGCUGAUCAAGAUAUUUUCAAAGCUGUCAGUAGUCACUUAUCAUGUUGAAGUAAGCCUGAAGAUGUAUUUCAUGAAAUCUGUGAUUCAGUAGUGUGAGCCUCCACUUUGUUCUGCCUGAUUUUUGAUUCUUGUGUGUUUUGUGUGCAAGUGAAGGGACAGAGGCUUGCUUCAGUUUAAAGGAGACAUUUGACAUUUUGGGAAAUACUCUUUACCGCUUUCUUGUCAGGAGUUAAACGAGAAGAUUGAGAUCAUUCUAAAUUCUGUGUGUUAAGUCAGGAGGUCAUUAGCUUAGCUUAGGUUAGAACAGCUAGCCUGGCUCUGUCCACUAGCACCUCUAGUGUUCAUUAGUUAACAAGUUCUUCUAAUUUGUUUCACCUGUACAUAAAUGGGAGUUACAUGCUGGUGCAAUCUGUUGUUGAACAGCACUUAACACCCUGUAAAACCACAAGUUACUGAGCUUCAGAGGUGCCGGUAGGCAUAUUUUUGAGCUUCUGAGCCAUGCUAGUGGUUUCCCCCUGCUUAGUCUUUAUGCUAAGCUAAGCUAAUUGCCUUCCUCGUCGAGCGUCUUACUUAGUGUACAGACAUAGAGGAGGUUUCAAUCUUUUCAUCUCUUGGCACUGUAGUGAAUAAGCUUAUUUCCUAAAAUGUUGAACUGCUCCUUGAAGAAAGAAAAGAGGUGGUCUUGAAACUUUACUUUUAAAUCCACAUUAGUAUGAAGUCACCUUUAUUUUUUCUUUUCUUACACUAUAAUUGAUGCUUUUUGUUGCUUUAUUUCCAUUCACUGUAGCAGUAGUUCCAGUCAUUGGCUUCCUUUGAUUUGUGGCAUUGUUUGGUGAUAGUGUGCCUGAUUUUUUUUUUUUUUUUUUCUGUAGUUUAUCUUCUACCGUUACAUUAUUUGUCACAUUAGUGUGAAAUCCACUGUGUUUUUAGGACAGAAAGUAUAUAACUGUACACUGGUUUAAGCCUGACUGAGCAAACCUCUGUCCCAAAUGAAUUUCAGAGCGUGAGAGACUUCUUUUAGUUACAACUGAGAUACCAAGUUUUCCAUUGAGCUUUUCCUUUGCUGUGUUUUUCAUCUUAAGUUUAUUCUGAAGAUUAAUAUUUCCUGUAAUCUUGUUUUAUUUCUUUCUUUUUGGGAGGCUGAAAAGCCAUCAUGUAAAAAAAUAAACAUAAAAAAACA